Fulvia fulva is the source of this 2688-nucleotide messenger RNA. RefSeq lists its product as uncharacterized. Lineage: Eukaryota; Fungi; Ascomycota; Dothideomycetes; Mycosphaerellales; Mycosphaerellaceae. Bases 1 to 2688 code for a protein of 895 amino acids. The transcript has 3 exons. Gene Ontology annotation, cellular component: nucleus; cytoplasm. The record is from RefSeq and is a predicted model, not a curated record. Gene Ontology annotation, molecular function: protein binding.
AUGCGACAAUACUUCAACGGUCCAGGAACGUGGGGUUUCAUGAUUCAGAGUGAGGAGACACCAGCCUCGGCUGUGAACGCUGACAUUGGUGGCACUGGCAUCAGAGUCGGUCUCUACAUUCCUGUCUGCUUAGCUUUGCUGACCCUUGGUCUUGGCAAUCUGCACAGAGACGACACUGGAGCAAAAGAAAUCGGUAGCGCGCAACUUUUGACGCUAUUCUAUCUCAACUUCAAUGCCUUCAAAGCUGCUACUGCGGGUUUCAAAGAACUUACCUUCCCCGAGGUCAUUGUCGCCUGCAUGACCAUUGACUUUACGGCAGCUGGUCUACACAUGACGACAUCUAGUAAGGAGACUUUGGCAGCUCGAUGGUUUAUGGGCGUGUCGGCAUUGAACCAGAUCGUCGCCGUUGUGAUGAUCAUUGCAAUGCUUGCUCGAAUCAAGCAUAACUACACAGAUCUUCCCGGCGUUGAUAUAGUGUGGUGGAGCCGGAUCAACUCACAUUCUGGACCCUCGAAAGCAGUAUGGCUCUACAUAGCCGCCCGGUGUCUCAUACUUGCUCACGGUUUGUGGUUGGAUGCUCGUUAUUCUCCACUGUUCCACAGACUGGAAAAGGAUUGGUCCUAUUUGGCGGGCGCUGAUCAAGAGAUGGAAAGAGCAAAAGAAGAAGACGAAACGUUGGUCGGAAAGAACGCGGCGGAUGAGUCGGAAUAUCAGUACGCUGUCCUCCCAGCGACUGUAUUCGGAAAGUGGACUGAAUGGCUGCCAAGCCUCUUGGUCGCUGUGACCAGUACAGAAACCCUUGCUGCUCGCCUGCGAUAUCACAGCGACAUCCAGGAGUGGGGCCAGAGCGCAGCUUUGGUCCUUGCCAUUGCUGGUGUAAUGCACUGGGCUUAUGUGAUGGGACAGGUCGUCCGAGAAAAGCUGGAACAACAGUGUUUCCUUCACUGGCUAUUUGAUACUACCCGGCGACUCAAAGUAUUCGAUGCGCGAUCAAGACACCCAGUCAACUAUCCGCGAUAUGCGUACAGAUGUGAAGAAGGGAUUGAUAUUUCAGACGAGAAUCUCCUUCGCACCGCGGAGGCAAACAACAUGACCGCCGUUCGAAAGCUUCUCAGGCAUGACGCAGACAUUAACGCGGUUGAUCAGAAGCAAGGGAUGACCACUGUGCGUUACGCCAUACGGUACGGAAAUGUUGACUUUGUCCGAGAACUUACGAAGAAGGGAGCCAACCUCAGACUGCCAGACAACCUUCCGAUUCUUCUGGUUGCGGCACAAGCAGGACAUCCAAAUAUGAUUCUAUACUUUCUGCACAAGAUCGAAUAUGCUUCAAAGCUUGAGUCUAGAGAAGGCAGAAGUGCACUCUGGUCAGGAUCUCGACACGCUCGCAGAACGGUGACAAGCAGCAUCGGGCCAUGGACUCCUGACGAAGCAGGAAGGACACCACUGUAUGCCGCGGCCGAGGCAGGGCAGUACGCAGCUGUGCGACCGUUGAUAACGCACCUUUGUCCGCCUGACCAACCUUCGCCUGGCUAUUCCGAAGCUCUGAGAAGAGCUCGUAGUGAGCGCUGUGACAAGGCUCUCCGGUGCUUGAUAGCAUGUGGCACAGAGAUUUCAUACCUGGACAAUGACGGCUCUACCAUCCUUCAUGACGCUGUACGAGACUGUCAUGCUCAGGAAGGAAGCCGACUCGUCACUAAAGCAGGGCAAGUCAAUACAACUCACCAGAACCUGGAAGAUAUCUACAGAGAUUUGGAGUGUCUUGCGAAGACCUUCAAGGAGUUCACGAGAUUAGUCGACGUUAGCGACAAGGACGGCCGAACGCCGCUCUCGAUAGCAGUACGAUCGGAUAGUGACAUGUCGUACAAUGAGCACGCCACAAAGAUACUGCUGCAACUUGGUGCAAAUCCAUUUGCAACAGAUUCUGACGGCAAGACCCCCCUUUUAGGCUACUUGGAAUGGAGAGGCCAAUACAUCUCGAGAUGUCCUCGAUACCACCAAGACCCGGUCUGGGCGCACCCGUUUGUACAUGCCCUAUGUCCAAAUCUGAUUCACCCAGCUGAACCAUGGAAUGAGAGCCUAGUCGCCGGUCUUCUUGAUCUACCGCCGAACGUGAUGUACUGGCUGGUGCACGAAACUUGGAUAGCCCCAGAAUCUCAGGUCGGAGCAGACCGACGUCCACUCAUCAUGGAGGCUGUAUAUACUGGCAAGAUUGGUCCUGUCGUUGCACUGCUCACAGCUAACCCAGGGUCAUCGUAUCAUGCUGCGGUAGACAUCAAGCAAUGGCAAUUUCACCGGGCAGGUCAUGAAGAAAACAACUACGCCGAUCCCAUUUCAGCUCGAGCUCUAGAGUCUCUGUGGGAAGAAACUAUCGAGCCGCGCCAGAGAGUCGUCAAAACCAUUGUCUCUGGUGUACUCAUGCUUGACUGGUUUGACAGCAGUAUUUGCAUCCUACCAAAUCCCAAUGACCAUGCAGCCGACGAGAUCAACGUUGUGAUACAGCACGACAUCUACGAGCCACCUAAGUCUAUUCGGAGAAUGAAUGAGGAUGAAUUGAGUCAACGAGCUGAAAAGAAGUACCAUGAGAUCAUAGAACACCUCCGCGAUGAAUCUUACCACCCAGAACUUCUGCCUGAUGGAAUAGCCAGCAGGUACAUCAAGAAAGCCCGGGUGGAACAUCGUGUUCAUUGA